Messenger RNA from Moneuplotes crassus, 1496 nucleotides. The record is from the annotation of a GenBank genome assembly. Lineage: Eukaryota; Ciliophora; Spirotrichea; Euplotida; Euplotidae.
UGGCCAAAAUUGAUCAAGGCACCGAAGCAGAAGAUAGUUAUAACCUAGAUCUUAGCUCCUGCAUGCUAUGGGAUUUUAGAAAGCACCAUAUGAACGGAGACAGCAUGAGGAAAUAAAGGUCAAUAUACAAUAAGUCACUCCCCAAUGAGAGAUAGUGAGAAGAGAACCAAGGAGAAUAAGAUGAAUAUGAAAUCUUAUCAUAUCAACUUUAUGAAAGAUUAUCACAAAAUAAAAUAACCAACGAGUUAUGAAUAUUCGGAAAAGAAUGCCAAACCAGUUUGAAUCCUUUGCAUCUGGCAAGACGUUGUACCCUCAGAGCAGGGACUCCAGUAAGUCAAGUAAGAAAGAGAUCCUCGCUGAGAAAGUUUUGGUUAAGAACUUCUACAAGAACAAUGAUGCUGAAGCCAGUGAACUUGAUAUCACAAUUCCUCAAGCAAAUCGUGUCCGUACUUCAAACAAGAGUAUUGAAAACCUUCAAGAAGAAAGCAAAUAAAAGGAUGGACUACCUUAUGCCGAUGGACUAUUCUAAAUAAUUCUCUCUUUCCGAAUAUAAAGCACCAAGCAAGUCUCUCAGGAACUCCUGGUCGGUUCCUCAGAGAUAAAUCUAUGGAGUCAGUUCAGAGUGCUGCUAGCCAGACUGAUGAUAAUCCUCAUCGGAAGAACAUUAGAGAGAAAGUAAUCCAGUAUUGAAAGCCAAAAGUAGAGUAUCGUAAAAGCUUUGUGAAGAAGCAAAAUCAACCAAGAAAGAAGUUGGUUCUAUCCAAAUUAGACAAAAUGAGGAUCCUUUCUGAAACUCAGCUUAGACAACUUCUAUGCAAGGAGAUUCAAGAGAAUAAAUAAGUUUUUAGAGUCCAGGAGCAAGUUAUUCAAGAGGAGAGCAAGACAGUCUAUAUCAAUUGAAGACAAAAGUCCGACUCAAAUCCAUGAUGAAGAGAAGGAUAUGGAGUUCAAGAGCAUUCGGAUUUCAAACCAUAAAUUGUCAAUUAAUCCACUAUCAACAAAGGAGAAUACUAUUCGUCACGAUCAGUUUAAAAAUCUAGCAUUCUACAGAGGAGGGAUCGAGACUAAGAAAUCAAGAAGAUGUAGGACAAGAAGAGACCCUGUUAAGAUAUCAAGGUCUUAUUUUCUGAAAUAAAAGUACAAACCCAAAAUGUAGAUUGAUGAAGAAAGAAACCACUAUAGAAACCGUAUACCCAAAAUACUGCAGUAAAAGUAACAAAAAGCUAGCUGAUCUCCAAGCAGAGCUUGCUCAAAAGACCAAAAACACCUCUAUCGACGACGUGCACAUCUCUAGCUUCAUUUCCUACUUUGGCAACUACCAACGCUGGAUCUUCAAGCGCACCUCAAACCCUUUACCGCACUCCAAGCCAGACUCCACUCUGUCCCCUAAAAUCCACUCAUCUGACCACAAUCCCCUCCACCCCCUAGUCCCCACUCCUUCCGCCAGCCAAGAUCACACCUAAAAUCACCCGUUUUCUCUUAAAAUCCCUAAAUUA